AUGACUGGGUAUAUGUGUAAUAACUUCCGUUAUGUAACGACGAAUUUUGAAUAUGAUUCGAAUGAUGGAAAAUAUAAAUUUAAAGAUGAUACAAAUUUCAAAAUGUAUUGUACUGAUGGAAAAUGUGAUAAGGAUACCGAUAAAAUUAAUGCUGCAUGUUUAUUUUUUUUUAAUGAAUUAUUUAAGAAUUCUGAUUAUUUUGUGUCUGUUGCAAAAAGUAAUAUCAAUAUUGUUGAAUACAUUAUGAUAUGGUUAAGUUAUACGUUAAACAAAACCACAAAUGGAGAAAAAAAUAUAAAUGAAUUUUAUACUAAAAUUAUAGAAAAUGGCGAAAGUUAUAAAAAGGAAAUAAAAGGUGUUACUGGUUAUAAAAAUUAUAGGAAUCUUAUUGAUAGAAAUUAUUAUUUUUUAAGUAUGGAUAAGAACAUUAUAUCUAAAUUAUAUGAUGCAUUAACAUCAUUAUGUAAUAUGUAUAGUAACUCUGAUGAACACAAGCUAGAUUUCACAGAAGAUGCAAAUAAGUUUGUUGAAAAAUAUGAAGAAGCUAUCAAAGAUCCUAAUAUUACUAAAAAUCGUUUAUAUAUUAAAGUAUUAUAUACUUUAUCAACUGAUUAUGAUAAUUUUAAAAAGAAAUAUGACGAUAGUUCAUCUCUUCCAGCGAUAAAAACAAAGAUUUAUACACAAAAAUAUGGAUUUACAUCAUUAACUUCGUUGAUAAUAAACUAUUUUUUUAUAUUUUUAUUGAUGUUUGGUGCAAUAACAUUUUUUAUAGGAAUUUAUUAUAAGUAUUCGUUAUUUGGAUUUCGGAAAAGAUCUAAAAAACAAUAUUUAAGGAAAAAGCUAAAAAAAAUAAAGAAGGAAUGGACCAUUAAUAUAUGA
This is a messenger RNA of Plasmodium yoelii, 879 nucleotides long. RefSeq names its product PIR protein. The record is from RefSeq and is a predicted model, not a curated record. The transcript has 3 exons. NCBI's taxonomy places the organism in Eukaryota, Apicomplexa, Aconoidasida, Haemosporida, Plasmodiidae. The coding region runs from base 1 to 879 and encodes 292 amino acids.